This is a messenger RNA of Prunus dulcis (almond), 1240 nucleotides long. Its product is annotated as remorin 1.4-like. The record is from RefSeq and is a predicted model, not a curated record. The coding region runs from base 341 to 1057 and encodes 238 amino acids. Lineage: Eukaryota; Viridiplantae; Streptophyta; Magnoliopsida; Rosales; Rosaceae. The transcript has 6 exons.
CAAACACUUAUAUAUGUGAAGCCAGGAAAUUCGGACAAAGAAUCCGCAACAGUGGUUUUAGACAGCAAUGAUACUUUUAUCAAGCAAAAGAGGAUACAUUUAGUACAUAUAUGCUUGGUUUCUUUCACAAAACGUUGGUUUCUGCUGCUUCUGCAUACUAUCAAUAUUGACGGAAACUCGAACAGAUUGAUGACCACUUUGCUAAAGUGAGAUUUUCGGGUCCAUAACCAAACAAGCAGGAAGGAUCAAGAUCACACUAAAGAAAGAAAUCAACCACCUCAACAAGCAGAAUCUUUAGAUAACAAGGGGCAACACCGGUUCCCAAGGCAGUGCGGGGAAAAUGAGUCAUUAUUCUGAUGCACAAGAUGUCGAGUUUUCAACUGCAGUUGCAGCAGCUGCAUUUGCUAUUCACUCCAAUGAAGAAGCUAGAUUACAGUAUCAAAAAGGGAUGAGGAAAAGCCUUCAGAUCUCAAGGACGAAGACUUUGCAGGAUGCCAUGGCCGGGCGGCCAAGUUCUGGUGAAGUGAAUAGGCGAUUAUCAAACAAAGAAGCAAAGAAUGCUGGUGAAGCUUCAAUGAGAAAGCCAGUGGGGCAGGAUCAAAGAACAUUGGAGAGUGCUUUUCCAUCUAGGUAUCCGAAUCGCGCAUCCUCUACAAGGCCUUCAACUCCUGCAGAUGGAUACCAAAACCGAAGGGGAAGUUCAACAAGACAUAAUACUCUGGAAACUGAAGCAGAUGCUUGGGAGAAAGCUCAGAUUAAGAAGAUCCAGAAGCGGUAUGAGAAGGUGAAAUCUGCAAUUCUUGCUUGGGAAAAUGAGAAGAAGAUGCAAGCAAAAAUUAAGAUGGAGAAGAGAAAGAGUGAAUUGGAGCAGAGAAGAGCAAGCAACAUGCAACAUUACCAAAUCAAGCAAACAAGAAUUGACCAGAUAGCAGGAGGAGCAAGGGCACAAAUGGAAGAGAAAAGAAGAAAUGAAGAGUCCAAGGUGAGAGAAAAGGUUAAAAGGAUUAGAUCAAAAGGCAAAGUUCCUGUUAAAUGUUUCUGCUUCACUUGCUAUUAGGAAGGGAAUCACUUGGACUUGAGAAACUCUGUCUUGGAGCAACGAAGCUGCCACUGAAUCUUCUGCUGAUUAAAUCUGUACAUUAACUAUAUUAUGGCUUCCCAACAGUAUAUCCUAACUUACUUUAAUUUGUAAAUGAUGUAUAAAGAUUUCGGAUCAUGAAAGUUCGAAAAUUGUGUUGUA